Molecule: messenger RNA, 1508 nt
Organism: Plectropomus leopardus (leopard coralgrouper)
Lineage: Eukaryota; Metazoa; Chordata; Actinopteri; Perciformes; Serranidae
Gene: coq3
Product: coenzyme Q3 methyltransferase
Biological process (GO): ubiquinone biosynthetic process
Cellular component (GO): mitochondrion
Molecular function (GO): polyprenyldihydroxybenzoate methyltransferase activity; 3-demethylubiquinol 3-O-methyltransferase activity
Source: RefSeq, a predicted model, not a curated record
AACUGGCUUGUGCAGUGCUCAAAUUAGCCAUAGCUAGCAACAGAGUUGUGUGAUGACAGCAUGUACGCGAAUAAGUUUGGCCGCCUGAUGUUCGGGCUGUACAGCCGCAGGACAGCCGCUGUCUGCGGGGUGGUGCACAGAGCGACGGGACGGAGCGGGUUCAGCUGGACUGCGGUGUGCAAACAGCGGACACUAUUGCUGCAGAGGAGCGCCUGUUUGGAGACCCAGCAGCAAAGCUCAGCCUGUCACGUCAGUACUCGGUCAGCCUCCCAAACCACAGUGGACCCUGAUGAGGUGAGGAGGUUCCAGUCACUGGCCAGCAAGUGGUGGGACGAACAGGGAGAAUUUGCAGCUCUUCAUGCUAUGAAUGACCUGAGGGUGCCUUUUAUACGGGAUAAUCUGCUGAACGUGCACAGAACACGUCACCCUGGGAAACCACUCGGAGGGCUCAGGAUAUUGGAUGUGGGCUGCGGAGGAGGCCUGCUCACAGAGCCCCUGGGGCGCCUGGGAGCUAAUGUUUUGGGUAUAGAUCCAGUAGAAGACAGCAUCGGCACAGCCCAGCUGCAUACAUCCAAAGAUCCGGACCUUGGGAACAGGGUCAGCUACUGCGCCUGCACUCUGGAGGAGCUUUCAGCAGGAGAGGAGGGAGGAGAGGAGGAGCAGGGGGAGGGCCAAUUUGAUGCUGUUGUAGCUUCCGAGGUGGUGGAACAUCUGGCCGACCUGGAAACAUUCGCCUUCUGCUGCGGCCACGUGCUGAAGCCAGGCGGCUCACUCUUCAUCACCACUAUUAAUAAAACCAACCUGUCAUACGCGCUGGGUAUUGUUGUAGCCGAGCAGCUGCUGCGCAUCGUUCCCAGUGGGACGCACGACUGGGAAAAAUUCAUCAGCCCUGAAGAGCUGGAGCGCCUCCUGGAGUCCAAUGGUUUCUCAGUGCAGUCUGUCCAAGGAAUGCUGUACAACCCCGUAUCAGGAGCCUGGAGCUGGACCAACAGCACCAGCAUCAACUACGCCCUCCACGCUGUCAAAGUGAGAGACGAUCACCACACAGAGCAGGCUGACGAGAGCUGAGCCAAAUGACUGGAGAGCAAGUCAGGAAAUAGAAAAGAAAAAAACUUUCAGAUGUGUGGAGUCCUAACUUUCCCGUGGCCAGCGGUGAGGCAGCGUAUGCGACUAAGGUUAUUAAAGGAAAGAGACACAGAAUUAGAGACGUACUGUAGUUGCCAAGUUGCACUCAAAGUGAGAUUGCAUGAUGCUGAAGGUUUUCUGCUGCUUUACUAUGAAGUGUUACAAACAGUUUAAGAAACGUUAGGUGUUUAAUAUGCUUCACAAGGCAACUGUGCAUCCUCUAAUUGUGUCAUUCAGUGUAGGGAUGCACGAUAAUAUCGGCACAUCAUCGGUUUUAACAGAUAUUACCAGACACAUGCUUUUAUUGCCAAAGUGAACAUGUACAAAAUGUCAACCCCAAGUUGAAGUAUUUGUCUUAUUUUGAACAGUGAAUAAUUAAUACA